AUGGACAACAGCAGGGUCAAGUCAUCUGACCAGAUCAGGACGGAGAUUCUAGUCAACAAUUUCUGGUACAUUCUUCUGGACAUCCUUAUGUUCGUUCUAAAGGUCGCUGCCGUCGCUGGCUACAUUGUCGUGAAAAUCUUCCGACUCGACAUCAUCUGUGCUAUGUUGUGGGCAUGGAUAUCCUCUACUGAGUUGGCAAAGAAGACUCGUUCUGCCUGCAGAUUUAUCUACAACCAUGUUUCUCCACUCCCAGCCUUGUUCGCCUUCAGUUUCAUGGCAUCAUUCCCUAUUGUCGUUGGCGCCACUCUGGAGCAAGACCGUGCAGAACUUGAACUUCUCGCAUUGCAGAUCAAGUCUCUGACCAAACCAUAUCUGCCGGCAUUCAGCUUUGUUGUUGGCAUCCUCUUCACCUACGGCGUUCUCCGAUUCCUGCCACGCUACAAUGAAACCUGUGCCAGCAUCAACGAAUGCUUACAUGCACCCCGUUCUGCCGUCGAUCUCUUGAACCACAAGACUACUCCUGGAGAGUUCCCCAUUUCGCCGUCUGAAAAAUUGAUUCACCACCUUGAGGAGCAGCUGUUGACCAAGAACAAUGAAAUUGCCAGUCUCCGAAAGGAUCUAGAAGGUGAAGACGAAGAACUUGCCGAGCUCUUGGCAGAGAAAGAUGACCUCCUUGAGCAGCAGAAGAAGGAACUAGCAAAUUCACAGGCUGCUCUGAAGGAGAAAGAAAAAAAGAUUCUCGACCUAACAGCGGAGGCCGAUCGUAGAGCUCGAAGAGCUCCAAAGUUCACACGUGACAAGCUUUCUGGAAAGCUUAUGCGCGACGACCCUCCUGCAAAGCCCAUGGGUAAUGGUCCUCCUGAAAAGCCAAUGUAUGAUGGUCUUCCUGUUCGACCGGAAAGCAAGCUCUUCAAAGUAUUCAAUGACCAACUCGAUAUCCUCAAGAACGAAGUCCGCACUCUCAAAAGUCAGCUCGUGGAAUCAGGCCACGCUUCUACUAGUGCGUUGAACUCUCUCGAAAUCAAGCACAAACAGCAAAUUAGUAACCUGGAGGCUGAGCUUGCUCGACGCCAACAUGAUGGUGCAAGCGCGGAGAAGUCACUCCUUCCGCGAGAUCGGCAAAUCAAGGAGCUUGAGCACCAGCUUUCUCAAACCCAUCUUGACACUGAACGUAUUGGAAAAGCACUUGCCGAGCGUGAUCAUCAGAUCAAUGAACUUCAACAGCAAUUAUCUCAACACCGUAUUCAUGCUGAAAAUGUGCAAGGCUCUCUUGUCAAACGUGAUCAGGAAUCCAAGGAUCUCCAAGAGUCGUCACAAAAGAUUUUCAACUCUAAUCAUGAACGGAUCAAUGAACUUGAAACCCAGCUGUCCCAGCAUCAGCUGGUCACCAGCAACGUCCAGGACUCAGCCACAGCCCAGCGAGUCGCUGAACUCGAAGCUCAACUAUCUCAACGUACCACCGAGGUCGAUAAUGCGCAGAACCUAGUUCACCAGCUAGAACAACAAGUCAGCCAUCUGCAAGCCCAGUUAGAUCAAUCGACAUCGUAUGCACAGCAGUCAAUUUCCACCGCCGGCAUUCGAAUCACCGACCUCAUGCAACAAUUCUCCCAAUGCAAGCUUGAACUUGCGAGUGCGCAAGAGGCGAUUACCGAUCUGAGGGGGAAAUGGGAAACGGAUCAACUUGAGUUUGCUCAUUUUCACCUAGAUCAUAACGCACUGGAGGAAAAGCAUAAGGCCCUUGAGGAAUGCUAUAAUGCUUGCGAAGCGCAGCUGAGAUUUUCGCAAAGCAAGUUGGCCGACGCAGACAAGUUGUACGUGCAAUACGUGGACUUGUGCAAUAAAUGGAACCACGCCCAAAGCAUCCAGGCGAAGGUCAUUGACGAGGGCGUUGAGAGAGCCAUGGCCUGUGUGGAGUGGCAGCUGAAGGGGAGGACUGCCGAAGAGACCGAGCAGAAAUGCAAGGAAAUGGGCGAGCGCCUUGGAGGGCGUCUCAGGCCCAUCCUUGACAUGGUUCGGUGGCAGAUGGAGAAGAGGGAGGAGGCGUGGAAAGCGACAGCACCUGGAGUAGUGCUGGAGAGAGGGGUGGCGGGGAAUGACCGGGUUUGA
Endocarpon pusillum Z07020 is the source of this 2106-nucleotide messenger RNA. RefSeq lists its product as uncharacterized. Lineage: Eukaryota; Fungi; Ascomycota; Eurotiomycetes; Verrucariales; Verrucariaceae. The transcript has 2 exons. Bases 1 to 2106 code for a protein of 701 amino acids. The record is from RefSeq and is a predicted model, not a curated record.